Molecule: messenger RNA, 2739 nt
Organism: Pocillopora verrucosa
Lineage: Eukaryota; Metazoa; Cnidaria; Anthozoa; Scleractinia; Pocilloporidae
Product: trafficking protein particle complex subunit 14-like
Biological process (GO): cilium assembly
Cellular component (GO): TRAPPII protein complex
Molecular function (GO): alpha-tubulin binding
Source: RefSeq, a predicted model, not a curated record
CUUAGGAAGACAGAGUUGUUGUCAUAUAUGACAAACGAAUUGCGACAAUAGAAAACAUGGCGACCAGAUUUCAUGGCGGGCAAAGAACUUGAUAGUAACUUUUACAUCUUCCUGCCCAAAGUUUUGACCACUGACCCUGUAGCAGAUGUAGAACACGGAUCGAGGAAUUCAUGCUACGCAGGAGAGCGUUUAUGCUUUUUUCUGAUCGCCCAGUUCCGAGGGAACAAACGAGAAGAUGCAAAUUUUGAAAAUUGGCAGAAACGCCUGUUACGUUUGUGUACAUCUGUUAGUGUAAGCAGCAUUGAGUUAAUGACCAGAAAAGACGACGCACAUGCAGGCGGAUUUAUUACUUGUUGGCCUGUUGGUUCUUCAAAAAUGGAGGGAGAAGACGUCGAUUUGAGGAAAAAGAUAGAACCAAGAAUUACUCAUCGUGGUGACAUCAUUUAUCCAUUGGAUGUUAGACUGAACUCAUUGCCAGCUCUGACGAGGAGGAUGCGUCUGUCAGUGAAUGUCUGGACACCAGAAUUGCAUGUCUUUCAUGAGACAGAAAAUAGGACAGAUAUUGAUUUUAGACAUUACUUGGUGGAUCAUGAUCCUGAUGACCUAAUUGAAGAAUCAAAGAAUGCAUGGCGAUGUAUAGUCAAUGCUACCCUUCCUGUCAUAACACCUCCCACACUUCGCUGCAAAUAUUUUCAAGUGGCUGGAAAGCAUUUCCUUUGCAUUGAAGUUAUCAAUAUUUUGGGUAAAUCAGUCACGCUUAAUGAAGUUGAUGUGAGGACUAGUUAUGACGUGGACAUAGAAAAUGGGAAGAACAUGAUUCAUUAUUUCAGUCACCCAAAACAGGAUUUUAAGCCAAGGUUUUCUUGCUUAGAUGUUUUCCCAGUCACCACAAGUGGCAACAAAGCAAGUACUUUCCCAGUUCUUCUCAGACCUUGGGAACACUAUGCAUUUCUCUUUAGAAUCAUCUAUCAUGAAAAUCAGAUGGCUUUGAACAAGCAACUGGAAGUGGUACUCAAGGGAUCAAUAAAGUGGGAUGUUGAGACAUUAAAGGAAUGCUUCCAAACAAUUAACACUUCCUACAGUCUCCCUGUUUUCAUUGUGAGAAGGUCUUCUGUGAGUGUCCGUGCAAGUUGCCAAUCAAGUGUGGGAAAAGGAAAAAGGUUUCAGGUGAAGUACACAGUUACAAACACUGAACGAGAUGAUGGAAAUGUUUCUCUUGUCUGGAGUCCAGUGAACAAUGCCUCACUGAAAACACUUAGAAAUGCUCCCAUAAUGCAUUCGUUGGUAUGCCUACAGCCAAAAGUUAAAAUUGGGUGCUGUCCAUCUGGGUCAUCACUAACAGUGAAUGUGGAAUUCUUAGCAGUUCAGGAAGGAUUGCACGAGGUUGGUAAAUUUAUGAAGUGCAAGUGGCAUGGUGAAUCAGAUCAAGAAGAUUUCUCGGGAAGCAGAUCUGAAAGACAGAAUACUUCUCCAUCAGGAUUUACAACAGUGUCGCAUUCUUGUCAAAUUUUUGUAACAGGCAUAAGUUAGAUGCAGAUUUAUUCUCUGCUCUAACAGGUAUAUUAAGUCAAUUAUUUAUCAAUUAAUAAUUCAUAAUAUAAAUAUAUAUUUGAGAGAGAUGUGGAUAUGAAUUUGAUUGUUACUUGUAUCAUCAACAAGGUCUGUAUGCUGAAUUUGCUUUUUCUACCAGAGUGUCUACAUGUACUUUGUAUAAUGCAUGUCAUUACGCUUCAUACAUUCAUCUAUUCAUUCAUUAAGCAUCAGCAUGAUUUCCUAGUGACCUGUUAAAGGCCUUUGUUUGCAUAACACAGAAAACCGGCAGGGUACACAAUGGUAUAAAUUACCUGCAGAACAGGAGUAUCUUUUGGCAUUUUGCGGGCAAGUCUUGUCUGGGAGUCUGCUACUUGGUUCCCCAAAUACAGAUACUGACUCAGGCUUGAUUACCAGCCACUGUAAGACCCCAUGCUUCUCCCUAUUUUCUCAGGGAGGAGCAAAGACUCAACACAACAGAGUAGCCGAAAUCAAGCUUAUCACUGACCCUUCUUCAAACUAAAAAUUGUCACUUUCUGCCCCUGCUCUUAUACUUAGCUUCCAAAACCUACAGUUAUGGCUCGUUUUGCCUAGAAUCCCUUCUAACUUUAAAAAAGUGUCUUCAGUUUGGCUUCUAUGUGGUCACUGAUUUUAUGUAUAUAUUAGAAUGUACAAUAUAUUUGUUUCCAUCGAGGAGCAAAGUCUUAAAUUAUAGAAUGACAUAAUUAUUUCAUUACUUGAAACUGAAUAUAGUGAAGAAUCAAGGCUUACAUCUUAUGGACAUAAGUAUGCUAUACAAAGUUUGGAAAUAAUGCAUAAUAAUUUGGUCAUUUAAAGAACCCAUGCUAUGGGAAACAAUCCUCAAUUUUUGUAUGUAAGUUCUGUUGACCAUACCAGAAAUGCAUGCUACCAAAUAACUCAUUUUAGGGAUAUAAUCUAGAAAUCUAGAGAAAAAACAUAGGAUAGUAAGAUCAACAACCUGAGGACUUUUUUUGUAUCAAUAAUUGCUCAACUGGUUUGUGAGAACUUUUGGAAAAUUAUAUUUAAUGAUGAGGGAGUGGAUUAAGUCAAAAAACUGUGAUGCAACAAGAGAGAAAGUCUCAUAUUUAUAAAUAUUUGCAGUUAUUGUAAUAAUCAAUUGGAAUUGCUACAAAUGUAUGAAUAUUAGGAAUAUUUUUAAAGUUCAAAUAAAGAAUCGAAAAGAUUGGA